This is a messenger RNA of Marchantia polymorpha subsp. ruderalis, 3646 nucleotides long. NCBI's taxonomy places the organism in Eukaryota, Viridiplantae, Streptophyta, Marchantiopsida, Marchantiales, Marchantiaceae. The record is from the annotation of a GenBank genome assembly.
CCACAGACAGAGCUCGUGGACAAAAUGCCUCUUUUUACCACUCGAGUUUUCCAUCCGCCAGGAACGCGAGGAUGGGAGGGGGACGACUGGUCGUUAACCAGGUCAAGUGGUGUCCUGGGACGCAUGCACGCACGUAUGAAUCCUAACGAGUCGCACCCCUCCCUCCGGUCCCUAGUCUUGCUCUUUAGGGUGUGCUGAACGACCGCGCGCAACGAGCAGAGGCUCCGCAUGCACUGCACCAUCAGUCAUCGUCGUCGUGGUGGUCAUCAUCAUCUUCUUCUUCUUCACAUCUAUUGACACAAUGUCUCGUUCCCCGAGCAACUGAAUCUUCGAGGAGGAAAAUUUUGAGUCAGACAGAGCUCGGGCGACUCGGGAGAUUCCUCUUUCUUCUUCGUUCGUGACUCGGGAGUCGAGUCCGUCGGUGGUGGGCCACCACCCUUCCCGACUUGCCCUGUCCCUGUCGUCCUGAUUAUCAGCAUCUGCAUCGCCACGCUGCAUGUGCAUGUGCAUGGCGUGAGAGAAGAAGCAGCACGAAGCCCGAAAAUUAUUUCGGCGGUCUCUUUGUGGUGGCUUCUUGCAAUUCUUUGAGACAGUGCUUCCAGACCAGCGAUUUCGAAAGAGCGCCCAGAAAUUUCCUUCCCCGAAGCUUUUGUAAGAGCUCCGAGCGUAUGGACCAACUACAGACCGGGGACAUUGAACUCAGGAACUAGUUUUCCUCGUGGUCGAGCGAAUGUCAACUCAUUUGAGGGCUACUAUUCUGCACGAGAGGCUUUGAAGUUGGUAUACGCGCUGGGCCACUCUUCCGCUUCACGAGCAGCCAGAAAAUGCCAAAUACUUCAGCACAAGUUGCAUCAGGAGACACAGAAACUUUCAACUCUGAUAUGCAAGAGUUUCCGAGCAGACCUGACAUGGCCUCGGCAAGCCCCUGGGGUUACACACAGGUUGGACAACCGGCAACUUUGAAGCAGGAGACGCUACAAUCUUCCCGCAAUGGUCGCCCGUCAGACGAGUCUCAGAUGUGGCAAACCCCUUUGUCAACUGAGUCUCUAUCAGCUCCCCAAAAUGAGGUAUCACUGCCAGAGAUGGUUGCACAUUUGGAGGUCGCCUUGAGAGCAUCUGAGCGUGCGAGGGAAGAGGGCUGCAACGAGAGUUCUGCUCUGCGGAGAUAUUUAUCGGAAGUUGAAGUUGCAGCUGCUGGACUGGUUGCUCGCGUUCACGAUCUCGAACAUCUUCUUACUCUCUCAACUGCGAGUCAUGAGAACAAGGAUCUGGAUCAGCUUCGUGGUCAGAUGCUUCUGGUAACAGCUAGAGAUGCUCGACAACACGCUAUUGCAGCAGCUCAAGCGAUAUCGACAGCCCGUCAAGCCACGAUGCAACUUGACCAGGUCAAAAGGGAAGCCUCAGCCUUAACAGCGUCCCAAGAAGAAGAGAUAAAAAAGCUUAGUGUGGAUCUGAAUCACUGCCACGACCUUUUGCAGAGAAAGGAUUCUCUGCUCAAAGAGAAGGAAAGAGAAGAGGAGAGACUGAUGUAUCUGGUGAAAGAAUUAGAGGGAGCUUUGAAUUCUUCACAGCUCGAGGUUGCAGCUUACAGAAAACGAAUCGAGGUCAUGAAUAACGAAGCUGAGGAAAAAGCGACGCGGUUUCAAGAUCUGCUAGAUUCACUGGAAUUCUCUAGAGCAUCUGCACGUGCAUCUGAACACCAUUUGCAGGAGGCUCGAAUCCAAAAGAAAGACACAGCUAUCCAGAAUGAGCUAUUGCAGCAUAAGGUUGCCGAACUCGAAAGUCGGGAGGUGCAAACGACAAUUGCUCAUUAUGAUCUUGAGCUUUGCAAAGUUCGAACUCUUUUAGAAGGGGAGAAAACUCAUCUUUUAAUGGAACUGGCAAAACUUCGUCAAGGUAAUCGAAGCUUAAAAGGAGAAGUAGCAGAGUGGCGGGGCAGGUACAAUACUGUGCUCAAACAAACCAACUUGAAGAGUGGUGAAGAUCUGGUACCUACAACCUUCGAACCAGCUGAAAUCUCCUGCGCCAAACUCAGAAAGUUCUUUUCAGUGGAUUGCUUUGAUGAUGAAACAUACUUGGUCCCAGAUUCAACGAAGAGAAUGUCGAAGGAAGAAAAUAUUUGCAGUGGAAUGGCUCCAACGAACGAAGUAACAAAUCGCUCAGAACUACAGAAUACACAAGAUGGCCCACAUAAUUACAUUGUUAGAUAUGAUGAAGGCCGUUUGGAUACAAAAGAUUGUCUUAGAGGAGGAGAACACAGCACUCAAGAGAAAAUGAACGGGUGGAGAGUCAAAACUCAGGACAGGAAAGAGAAUGGAGAUGACCUGCUUCUCCUAUCAGACAGAAUAGAGGAUGGUCGUUACCGUAACUCGGAAUGGGGAGGUUCUUCAUGCACAGACAACCAACUACGUCUGAUAGAGAACAUGGAAUAUCAAAAUGGACGAGUACGUCUUGAUGAUAGAAGAGAACUUGACGAUGACGAGGUGUGUACAUCAGGAAGGCAAUUAGAACCCGAAUUGCAGGCAACCAACACUGUGGUAACAAGGGAAAAGUCCUUUGACUACGGGAGCCUUUCGGCGGCAGAAGCCAAGACGAAAAACGAAAGAAAAUUACGUUCAGUAUCAUUUCUAGAUCAACUGAUGUAUGGCCCCGAUAAUGGCACCCUCGCUCUUCAAGAUGAAACCUGUUUUGAGAUGGGAGAAAACCUUCUGUCAGUGGCUCAUAGAGAACUGGUUAAACUGAAACGGAUAAACCAGCAGCUAGUGGCCGCAUGUCAGUGACGCAAGAAUGAUUAAUUUAAGGAGAAGGAAUUAUUCGGGCUAUCAGGGCAAGCGUGGCGAUUCUGGAUGCAUACCUUUUUCGGCUAGCCUGAGGCUUUUUGGACCCAUCAUCUUCUUUCUGCUACAAGUUGUUUCUCGCCAGGCUUCACGAAAGAGAAGCAAUAUGGAGCGAGAUUUUAACGAUAUGAUAUACGAAGGACUGAAAUAUCUGGAAUCAAGGCUGGAUUGAGAGACAUUGAAUGUCGAAUUGCUCUCCCAUCGACUCUGCUUUCUAUCCAUCUGAGUAACGCUAAGUUUCAACAGAUAUUACGUAAGAAGCAGCAACACUCUUUGAACAAUGACGACAAUCUGCAUUGAUAUCAGCUAGUUCUCCGUAUUCUGGACCUUUUGUAACCUACCCCAACGUGGAAACACUAAUGUGAAUACAGCAUUACGAGAACAGGUUGGAUCCAGUGGUAACGGACAGGAAACUAAGAACCCUGAGUAAUGUCGAUGAAAAUGUUUGGUUGCGACUUAAAUUGCCAGCAUUUUGAAGGUUACAAAUCAAGGAUGAUCUCGCCGAACAUCGUCUGCACCAUGUUGUCUCACCACAUUGAUAUUCGUUUGAGGAAACCACAUUCAGGCCAGGUCUCCUUCGAGCCGCAAUUCAUACAUCACGAAUAUCUCACCAUUUUGAAAAUCAUUGGUCGAAGCCGAGCUUCGCGCAUUUCGCCUUGGUCUCCUCGACAGCGACUACUCAAGCUGUGGACGCCCUCUAUUUGCUAUCUUCUUCUUCGGUUCGCCACACACUUCGAGUCACUACGUGCAUGUCAUGUGCGUACAUUGGAGAUUUAAUACUGGAUACAUGGAACCAUGUAUCAUGUCCC